CGUCGGAGCUGAGGAGAGAGGGGGAGAAGCAAGGGAGUGGAGAGAGAGAGAAAACGACAGGAGGAUAUUGUGUGUUUAUGUCUGUUUGUCACCACUGGUCCCCCUCUCUGACUAUUCAAACCGUCAACAGUACCGGGGACUUCAAUUCGUCCUAUCCUUCCCAGUAUAGGCUUGGCUCGUGCGGGCUAGUUUGGAGGGAAAGAAGCGAGAAGGAUGAUCAUGACUCAGAAGCCCUGGAGAUAGGCCGGAUCAUAGAGUGAUUCCCUAAACCCUGCCUUUCACAUCACCUGCUCAGUCCGAAACGCUGGUUUGACACGCCUCUGGACCUUCCCCGAUCACGUUCACCCACCUACCCACACCCCUGCAGAACUGCGUCUGAAACCCCUCACUUCUUCAAACCUCUGCCUGCUGGGAUAAAUGAGUGGAAGGGCUGGAGAGGAUAGGGCUGGGAUAUGUACCAGAACCCACACAGGUACUAUGUCCAUAGUCAUACAGGUGACCUUAAAAUAACAGAAUGUCCUGGUUUAGUGGCUUCCUAGUGGCCAGAGUGGAUGACCGAAAGACCUCGUGGGGGGAGCGAAAUGGAAAGAAGUCCAAGCAGAAGGGAGGCUCAUCCCUUUGCAACCCGCGUUACAUGAGCUGCUUGCGGGAUCCGGACGCCAUGGAGCCCCCUUCUGGAGCCCCCCUCCACCCCCACCACCGCGGAGGGCCGGCUGGGGCGGCGGGCGGGGGGGGCAACUUUGGCGUGCGCUGCAUCUGGCAAGAGGACCACUACGGCAAACGGGGCGGCGCCGCCGGGGAAGUGGUGGGGCUCAAAUCUGUCGACAUGGGCUUUGAGGAUGGGGACCUGAAAGGGAGGAAGGUGGGGUGUAGAGGGGGUGGUGGGAAGGGAGGGGAUGAGGGUCCCAAUGGGGAAGGUGAGGUGACGGUGGCGGACUGCUGGCUGCGGGUGAUGCAAGUGUUCCAGUCCAAGAAGUUCCAGUCUCAUAAACUGGAGCGUCUGUACCAGCGCUACUUCUUCAGGCUCAACCAAAGCUCCCUCACCAUGCUGAUGGGGGUGCUGGUGAUUGUGUGCGGCGUGAUGCUUACCUUCCAUUGUGUCCACGCAACCCCGGACGUGGCCUACUCCUCGGCCCUCUCUGUGGCCAUGGCCCUGUUCAUGGCUCUCAUGGUUGUGUGUAACCGGAACGGCUUCCACCAGGACUACAUGUGGAUGGUGAGCUACCUGGUCAUCGGUGUGCUGUUGCUGGUGCAGGUGUUCGGGGUGCUGAUGGUGGCGCCUCGCAGCGCAUCUGAGGGCAUCUGGUGGUCUGUCUUCUUCAUCUACAUCAUCUACACGCUUCUGCCUGUCAGGAUGAGAGCAGCCGUGCUGAGCGGAGGGGUGCUCUCCACCAUUCAUCUGGUCACCACCUGGCAGUUCAACCAGGAAGACGUGUUCCUCUGGAAACAGCUGAGCGCCAACGUGCUGAUAUUCCUGUGCACUAACAUCAUUGGGAUCUGUACCCACUACCCUGCUGAGGUGUCUCAGAGACAGGCCUUCCAGGAGACCAGAGGAUACAUUCAGGCCAGACUACACCUGCAGAGAGAGAACCAGCAGCAGGAACGCCUCUUGCUGUCUGUGUUGCCAAGGCAUGUUGCCAUGGAGAUGAAGGCUGACAUCAACGCUAAGAAAGAAGACAUGAUGUUCCAUAAGAUCUACAUCCAGAAACAUGACAACGUCAGUAUUCUGUUUGCGGACAUUGAGGGUUUCACCAGCUUGGCGUCUCAGUGUACGGCUCAGGAGUUGGUCAUGACGCUCAACGAGCUCUUCGCCCGCUUCGACAAACUAGCAUCUGAGAACCACUGUCUGCGUAUCAAGAUCCUGGGGGACUGUUACUACUGUGUGUCUGGGCUGCCUGAGCCCCGCGCUGACCACGCCCACUGCUGUGUGGAGAUGGGCGUCGACAUGAUAGAGGCCAUCUCGCUGGUGCGUGAAGUGACGGGGGUCAACGUCAACAUGCGUGUAGGCAUCCAUAGCGGCCGUGUGCACUGUGGGGUGCUGGGACUCAGGAAGUGGCAGUUUGACGUGUGGUCCAACGAUGUCACACUAGCCAACCACAUGGAGGCUGGGGGCAAGGCAGGGAGGAUCCACAUCACCAAAGCCACCCUGCAGUAUCUAAAUAGGGAUUAUGAGGUGGAGCCGGGUUUCGGAGGGGAGAGGAACGCCUACUUGAAGGAGAACAGCAUUGAGACCUUCCUGGUGCUGGGCUGCAGCCAGAAACGGAAAGACGAGAAGGCCAUGAUGGCCAAGAUGCAGAGGACGCGGUCCAACUCCAACGAGGGCCUGAUGCCUCGCUGGGUGCCCGACACAAGGUUCUCCAGGACCAAGGACUCCAAAGUCUUCAGACAGAUGGGGAUUGAUGAGUCGUCCAGCAAAGACAACCGUGGUGCCCAGGAGGCAAUGAACCCUGAAGAUGAGGUGGAUGAGUUUCUUGGGCGAGCCAUCGAUGCUCGCAGCAUCGACCAGCUGAGGAAAGACCACGUCAAGAAGUUCCUGCUCACCUUCCAGACCUCUAGCCUAGAGAAAAAGUAUUCGAAGAAGGUAGACGAUCGCUUUGGGGGUUACGUGGCUUGUACCCUCCUGGUCUUCUGCUUCAUCUCCUUCAUCCAGAUUGUCAUAUUUCCACACACCCCAGUAAUGCUGGGGAUCUACAUCAGUAUCUUCAUCAUCCUCGCCAACAUCCUCUUCAUCUGUGCCAUAUAUUCCUGCAUUAAGCUGUUUCCAGCUGCGAUGCAGAUUGUGUCAAAGAAGAUUGUCCAGUCUCGUACCAACAGCACUCUGGUGGGGGUGUUUACCAUCAUCCUCGUCUUCAUCUCUGCCUUUGUCAACAUGUUUGCGUGUGACACGGAGAGUUUGGUGGACUGCAUUGCCCGGGAGCUGAACAUCUCUGUUUCCAUGGUGACACCCUGUCUCAUCCGCAACCUGUCUGUGUCGGUAGAUGGGGGUCUAGAGAUUUGUCCCAGCCAGGGCCCCUCAUGUCCCUUCCCAGAGUAUUUCAGCUACAGUGUGCUGCUGACCCUGCUGGCCUGUUCAGUAUUCCUCCAGAUCAGCAGUAUAGGGAAGCUGGCCCUUAUGCUGCUCAUCCAGCUCACAUUCCUGCUGCUGGUGGAGUGGCCACAGGUGGCGCUGUUCGAAAAUGCUGACCUCUUUGUCACCUCCAAAGCCCUUGAUUUCAAUGAAACUAUUCAAUGGUCCAGUUUCAAUGAAACUACAGUCGAGUGCCCGUUCAGUGUGACCAAAGUAUCUCUGAGAGUCAUGACUCCUGUGAUUCUCACUGUGUUUGUGCUGGCGCUCUACCUCCAUGCCCAGCAGGUGGAGUCCACUUCACGCCUCGACUUCCUCUGGAAACUACAGGCCACAGAGGAGAAGGAGGAGAUGGAGGAGCUUCAGGCCUACAACCGCCGUCUCCUCCACAACAUCCUGCCCAAGGACGUGGCGGCUCACUUUCUGGCACGUGAGCGCCGUAACGACGAGCUCUACUACCAGUCCUGUGAGUGUGUGGCCGUCAUGUUCGCCUCCAUUUCCAACUUCUCUGAGUUCUAUGUGGAGCUGGAGGCCAACAAUGAGGGAGUGGAAUGUCUUAGGCUGCUCAACGAGAUCAUCGCCGACUUUGACGAGAUCAUCAGUGAGGAGAAGUUUCGUCAGCUGGAGAAGAUCAAGACUAUUGGCAGCACCUACAUGGCCGCCUCGGGUCUCAAUGAUUCCACCUACGACCGUGAGGGCCGCUCCCACAUCACGGCUCUGGCCGACUAUGCCAUGAGACUGAGGGAACAGAUGAAGUACAUCAAUGAGCAUUCCUUCAACAACUUCCAGAUGAAGAUAGGUCUGAAUAUUGGGCCAGUGGUCGCAGGGGUGAUUGGAGCACGGAAGCCCCAGUACGAUAUAUGGGGGAACACGGUCAACGUAGCCAGUCGCAUGGACAGCACAGGAGUCCCAGACCGCAUUCAGGUUACCACGGACCUCCACCAGGUGCUUUCAGAUAUAGGAUAUGUUCUGGAGUGCCGUGGGGUCGUUAAAGUCAAGGGCAAAGGGGAAAUGACGACCUACUUCCUGAAUGAUGGACCGCCCAAUAGUUAGCAGCCGUGGCAGCACUAGCCGGGACCAUUCCCGCGGCAGCACUACUGAGGGAGGACUCGCACCGCGAGCUAGCGGCUAACAACUAGCGAUGCCAUCACUUGAAACCCGAGCCAAGAGAAAAUACUUUGAGACUCCAGGACUUGAGAAGGAAAAUGUUCUUAUGUGGCAGCCAUGUUUUGGCACCUGCACACAUGGAAGGACAAGUGUUUUUCUCAUGUCUAGCCUUUCUCUCAGGCUACUUUAAAGAUGCAAAGUCUGUUUAUUUAAAACAACGCCUUUAGCCUGUGUCAAAAAAAGAAAAAGGCUGUACAUAAGGCUACUUUUUAUUUGACAUCAUUUUCUGUGAUUGUUUUUGUUUUUCAUGAUUUCUUUUCAGCAGAAUUAUGAAACAGGUACUCAUGUUUUAUUUCUGGGUUACUUAUUUAUUUUAAUCUUGAUGUUUUGUGCAAAAAUUCCUUUAUGAAAAAGUCUGAAUACAUACGUGCACAAAUAUCCAGUUUAUUACACGUUUAGAAGUGUGUAUGUACAUGCAUAUUUGUGUGUAUGAUUAUGUGUAUAAAUUGAAGGAAAAUAUUGACCAAAGACCAAAGUAUUUACGAAAAACAAGGCAAGACAUGUCUGUUAUGUUCUCGCAAAAGUCUGCAAUGAUCACCAACUCAAUCUGUUGCACGGUAGUACCCUCAGUCUUUUUAGUACAGUGCUGGCAAAUGCUAUUAAUCAAUAUGGGCAAAAUGUGUAACAACUUUCAUUUGGUUUAUCAAUCAGCCAGCAAAGAGGUCCAGUACAGUUUAUCAUCAAUGACAUCUAUAUGAUUACUCUGCCGCCAUCUCUAAAAUUAUUAUUAUGUUAUUUAAGAUUAAAUAGAGGCUGGUAGCCUUUUUUAAGUCCUGGGGAGAGGGUUCAACCUGUUGGUUCAACAAAAUAAGAGGAAAUAGGAUGCCCCCCCCCCUUUGUCAAAUUUGUUACCCCCACCAUGGCUCAGUCCAGCUAUAACAGUUCGAGCACCCAAGGCACAGUUGUAUACGGCAAAGGCAUACUGUCAACUGCUCCACCCCUUUCAGAUGUGUCCCUUCCCAUUUGUUUUGCAAAUGGAAAUUAAAGGACUCAAAACUAAAAAAGCUGUUCCAGAACCAGAGGGGAAAGUCUGGGCAUUAAAUACAGUGGUACCGGACAGGCGCCUAAGCUGUUCCAGAACCAGAGGGGAAAGCCUGGGCAUUAAAUACAGUGUUACCGGACAGGCGCCUAAGCUGUUCCAGAACCAGAGGGGAAAGCCUGGGCAUUAAAUACAGUGGUACCAGAGGGGAAAGCCUGGGCAUUAAAUACAGUGGUACCGGACAGGCGCCUAAGCUGUUCCAGAACCAGAGGGGAAAGCCUGGGCAUUAAAUACAGUGUUACCGGACAGGCGCCUAAGCUGUUCCAGAACCAGAGGGGAAAGCCUGGGCAUUAAAUACAGUGGUACCGGACAGCCGCCUAAGCUGUUCCAGAACCAGAGGGGAAAGCCUGGGCAUUAAAUACAGUGGUACCAGAGGGGAAAGCCUGGGCAUUAAAUACAGUGGUACCAGAGGGGAAAGCCUGGGCAUUAAAUACAGUGGUACCAGAGGGGAAAGCCUGGGCAUUAAAUACAGUGUUACCGGACAGCCACCUAAGAUGUUCCAGAACCAGAGGAGAAAGCCUGGGCAUUAAAUACAGUGUUACCGGACAGCCACCUAAGAUGUUCCAGAACCAGAGGAGAAAGCCUGGGCAUUAAAUACAGUGGUACCGGACAGGCGCCUAAGAUGUUCCAGAACCAGAGGGGAAAGCCUGGGCAUUAAAUACAGUGGUACCGGACAGCCGCCUAAGAUGUUCCAGAACCAGAGGGGAAAGCCUGGGCAUUAAAUACAGUGGUACCGGACAGGCGCCUAAGCUGUUCCAGAACCAGAGGGGAAAGCCUGGGCAUUAAAUACAGUGGUACCGGACAGCCGCCUAAGAUGUUCCAGAACCAGAGGGGAAAGCCUGGGCAUUAAAUACAGUGGUACCGGACAGCCACCUAAGAUGUUCCAGAACCAGAGGGGAAAGCCUGGGCAUUAAAUACAGUGGUACCGGACAGCCGCCUAAGAUGUUCCAGAACCAGAGGGGAAAGCCUGGGCAUUAAAUACAGUGGUACCGGACAGCUGCCUAAGAUGUUCCAGAACCAGAGGGGAAAGCCUGGGCAUUAAAUACAGUGGUACCGGACAGCCGCCUAAGCUGUUCCAGAACCAGAGGGGAAAGCCUGGGCAUUAAAUACAGUGGUACCAGACAGCCGCCUAAGAUGUUCCAGAACCAGAGGGGAAAGCCUGGGCAUUAAAUACAGUGGUACCAGAGGGGAAAGCCUGGGCAUUAAAUACAGUGGUACCAGACAGCCGCCUAAGAUGUUCCAGAACCAGAGGGGAAAGUCUGGGCAUUAAAUACAGUGGUACCAGACAGCCGCCUAAGAUGUUCCAGAACCAGAGGGGAAAGCCUGGGCAUUAAAUACAGUGGUACCAGACAGCCGCCUAAGAUGUUCCAGAACCAGAGGGGAAAGCCUGGGCAUUAAAUACAGUGGUACCGGACAGCCACCUACGAUGUUCCAGAACCAGAGGGGAAAGCCUGGGCAUUAAAUACAGAGGUACCGGACAGCCGCCUAAGAUGUUCCAGAACCAGAGGAGAAAGCCUGGGCAUUAAAUACAGUGGUACCAGACAGCCGCCUAAGAUGUUCCAGAACCAGAGGGGAAAGCCUGGGCAUUAAAUACAGUGGUACCGGACAGCCGCCUAAGUUUGAAUCGCUAACAAGUAUUUUCUAAAGAAAGAAGGAAAUAUAUAUAUAUAUAUAAUAUAUAUAUAUAUAUUAGGCUGAAUACUGUGCUUUGUAAUCUUGAAGGGGCAUAACUAUUUUCACUGUGAGGUUUUUAUACUUUAAACUGCUUUUUUGCCUAACUUAACUGCUUUAAAGCAUGUCUGAUUGUGGUAUCCUGUUUUCGAUUCUGUUUGUUUUAACGUUGAGUAUUUUUUUAUCACCUCUGUAUUCAUAAUUUGUAUUAACCUUAUGGUUGUUGUUAUUAUGAUGAAUUAUUACGCUUAUUAUGAUGAUUCCAUUCCAACGAUAAGGAUCAAAGGGCAGAACGCUUUCUUGUAAAAUGCCAGACGUAAAAGCUCAAGCUCAAUGGUACCAACUGAUCAACUGCAGCCAACUACAGUAUUUCAAACACUGGCCCUAGAUUUGAUCACACAUACUCAUUAGAUGUCGCUUUUCCACAGAUAUACAGAUUGUACACUGUACCUUUUCAUUGAGCAAACACUACUGCAGGACUAAGCUCAGUCAGGUUAUGCACUGAUCCCAUCCCUAUCAGAUUUCAGGGCCCUCCUCAGAGAGACAGAACACAAUCAGCAGUGUGAGCAGUAUUAGAACUGUCUUAAUUGAACAAGCCACUGGAGAAUACAGUGGGAAGAGGAACUGAGUUUCACAGAGGCAGAGAAAUCGAGGGAAGGAUAGACAGCCUGUGAAAGCUAAUGGAAAUAAUUUACUGACCUUAGCAUUGACUCAACACUGACUUUAUUUUGAUAAUUUUGACUUUCCCAUAACAUCAUAACACACUUGACUAUGGACACUAAAAGGUGAUAAUGUUCGUCCCAAAGCAAGCUAAUAGCCUCAUGUUAUUGGCCCCUUCCCGUGUAGUGAUGUUUGGCCUUGAGCGUGUGGGACCGCCGUGGAAAAGUAAAGGUCUUGGGGUCAAUAAAUGACUGAGGUUGUGCCCAAUCGAGAGUGAUUAACAUAGAAAUAGAAUACAUAGAAUGGACGUGGUUAGUAAGAUGAUGCACGUUCUAUUCUAUUUCUAUGGGCUGUCUUGUCUUUGGGUUGGGUGGCUGUUAAUUGUUGACUCUUGGGAUGUUUUUAGUGCACAGAUGAGGGGAGGAGGGUCGUCCCAGAACUACUGAAAGUGUGUUUUGCUCAAGCCUGAUGAAUCCGGCCCCCUUCUUUUUGUUUUCUACCCGUGUUGAAGGAGUUCAGAAGGCACCGUUUUUCCUGAAGUGAAGGACAAAAAGAGUUUAGGACUAUGACAGACAAAAUAACAUUUCCCCUUGAAGAUUUUUUAAAAAUAAAAACAAUGGCUGUUUUAUGUUGUGUU
This is a messenger RNA of Oncorhynchus tshawytscha (Chinook salmon), 8238 nucleotides long. RefSeq names its product adenylate cyclase type 6. NCBI's taxonomy places the organism in Eukaryota, Metazoa, Chordata, Actinopteri, Salmoniformes, Salmonidae. Gene Ontology annotation, biological process: cAMP biosynthetic process; adenylate cyclase-activating G protein-coupled receptor signaling pathway; adenylate cyclase-inhibiting G protein-coupled receptor signaling pathway. The transcript has 23 exons. The coding region runs from base 515 to 4117 and encodes 1200 amino acids. Gene Ontology annotation, cellular component: plasma membrane. The record is from RefSeq and is a predicted model, not a curated record. Gene Ontology annotation, molecular function: adenylate cyclase activity.